GCGCGGGCGCUUGGCCGGGAAGGGUGUAAUCCUUGGAGGCUUGAGUAGCGCACAGUCGGUGUGGUUGUGGCCCCUGCAGUGUCCCGGAACCUGCGUGUGGAUGAGCCUCUCACGCUUGGAGCGAGCUGGAGUUGACGCAGCUCCGCCUUUGGGAACAUGAAUCUCUUACCUAAAAGCUCCAAGGAGUUUGGCUCCGUGGACUAUUGGGAGAAAUUCUUCCAGGUGCGAGGGAAAAAAGCUUUCGAGUGGUAUGGGACCUACCUGGAACUGUGCGGGCUGCUGCACAAAUAUAUCAAGCCUAGGGAGAAGGUGCUAGUGAUUGGGUGCGGCAACUCAGAACUGAGUGAGCAGCUGUAUGAUGUGGGCUAUCAGGAUAUAGUGAACAUCGACAUCAGUGAGGUCGUCAUCAAACAAAUGAAGGAGCACAAUGCCAGCCGCCGGUCCCAGAUGCGCUUCCUCAAGAUGGACAUGAUGCAGAUGGAAUUUCCUGAUGCCUCCUUCCAGGUGGUGCUGGACAAGGGCACCCUGGACGCUGUCCUGACAGACGAGGAGGAAAGGACCCUGCAGCAGGUGGACAGGAUGCUGGCCGAGGUUGGCCGUGUCCUGCAGGUGGGCGGUCGCUACCUCUGCAUCUCCCUGGCCCAGGCUCACGUCCUGAAGAAAGCAGUGGGUCACUUCUCCCGGGCGGGGUGGAUGGUGAGGGUGCACCAGGUGGCCAGCUGCCAGGACCAGGUGAUGGAAGCAGAACAUCGGUUCUCCCUUCCUGUCUUUGCCUUCAUCAUGACCAAGGUCAGACCGGUUGCUGGCUCUGCCCUGCAGAUCUUUGAGCUGUGUGCUCAGGAGCAGGGCAAGCCCGUGCGGCUGGACAGUGCCGAGCGGCUGGCUGAGGCGGUGCUGGAACGGCAGCAGUACGCCUGGCUGUGCAGCCAGCUCCGCCGCAAGGCUGGGCUGGGCAGUGUGUCCCUGGACUUGUGCGAUGGGGACACUGGGGAGCCCCGCUACACCCUCCACGUGGUGGACAGCCCCACUGUGAAACCAUCGAGGGACAAUCAUUUUGCCAUUUUCAUCAUUCCCCAGGGCAGGGAGACCGAGUGGCUCUUCGGCAUGGAGGAGGGCCGGAAGCAGCUGGCGGCCAGCGCAGGCUUCAGGAGGCUGAUCACCGUGGCCCUGCACCGAGGGCAGCAGUACGCCGGCAUGGACAGCAUCCAGGCCGAGCUGUCGGCCAGAGUCAUGGAGCUGGCCCCGCUGGGGCUGACUGCCCAGCAGCAGGUGCCUUUUCUGUCUGUGGGUGGGGACAUUGGCAUCCGGACCGUUCAGCACCGAGACUGCAGCCCCUUGAGUGGUGACUACGUCAUCGAGGACGUGCAGGGCGAUGACAGGCACUUCUUUCGGCGGCUGAUCUUCCUCAACAACAGGAACGUGGUGCAGUCAGAGGCCAGGCUCCUGAGGGACAUGUCUCACAGAGCCCAGAAGAAACGCAAGAAGGAUCGGAAGAAGCAGCGGCCAGCUGACACUCCAGAUGCUGUCUCUGCAGCCCCGGGGAAGUCCAUUGACCGGGAUUACCUGUGCUGCGAGCACCACAAAGCCAUGAUUGCUGGCCUUGCCUUGCUGAGGAACCCAGAGCUGCUCCUAGAGACCCCGCUGGCGGUGCUGGUGGUUGGCCUGGGUGGGGGCAGCCUCCCCCUCUUUGUCCACGAUCAUUUCCCGAAGUCCUGCGUCCAUGCUGUGGAGAUUGACCCCUCCAUGUUGGAAGUGGCCACCCAGUGGUUCGGCUUCGCCCAGAGUGACCGGAUGAAGGUCCACAUUGCAGAUGGCUUGGACUAUGUCACCGCACUGGCACAAGGAGGAGAAGCACAGCCUCCCUAUGAUGUUGUCAUGUUUGAUGUGGACAGUAAGGACCCGACCCUGGGAAUGAGCUGUCCACCCCCAGCCUUUGUCGAACCAGCUUUCCUGCAGAAUGUCAGGAGCAUCUUGACUCCUGGAGGUGUCUUCAUCCUCAACCUCGUGUGCCGAGACCUGAAGCUAAAGGACUCCGUUCUUGCUGGGCUCAAGGCGGUCUUCCCCCUCCUCUACAUCCGGCGAAUCGAGGGUGAAGUCAACGAGAUCCUCUUCUGUCAGCUGUGCCCCGAGCAGAAGCUUGCUACCCCGGAGCUCCUGGCAAUGGCCCAGGCCUUGGAGCGGACCCUGAGGAGGCCUGCGCAGGGUUGGGAUGACACCUAUGUCCUCUCAGAAAUGCUCAAGACGGUGAAGAUUGUGUGAUCGCUGCGGAGGCCGCGAGCCCUCUCAGCUCCCUGCCAGACUGACCUUGUGCUCCCUGUGUGCCAGAAUGCAGAAAUGCACUGCCCGGUGCUUACUAAGCCUUGCAGUUUUACUAGUUUCAUACUGAGCUGCAGGUAACCUCCCGCUUUUUUGAGGUGCCUGAAGAUCUGGGGAAAUAAAAGGCUUUCCCAGGCUGACCCUCUUCAUA
Molecule: messenger RNA, 2467 nt
Organism: Echinops telfairi (small Madagascar hedgehog)
Lineage: Eukaryota; Metazoa; Chordata; Mammalia; Afrosoricida; Tenrecidae
Gene: METTL13
Product: methyltransferase 13, eEF1A lysine and N-terminal methyltransferase
Exons: 8
Coding region: 157-2259 (700 amino acids)
Source: RefSeq, a predicted model, not a curated record